Messenger RNA from Sapajus apella (tufted capuchin), 3478 nucleotides. It is a transcript of the gene AKTIP, whose product is annotated as AKT interacting protein. The coding region runs from base 1561 to 2442 and encodes 293 amino acids. The record is from RefSeq and is a predicted model, not a curated record. The transcript has 10 exons. Lineage: Eukaryota; Metazoa; Chordata; Mammalia; Primates; Cebidae.
GCCUAGUCCGGGCGAUUUUCAUCUUUUUCUGGCCCCUGCUCUGUCGCCUCUUAACGUGGAAUUUCAAGUCUGAUUCGGGGUGAUGUGAGUGCACCGUGACACACACAGUAACAGCAGCACUCACGUUUUAGCUCUGUCCUGCGCUAUCAUUCGCGCAGACUGAAAACCCAGACUUCUCAGCUGGCUGAUGUAAAGGACUGUAGCCGUGGCCAAAUAAGCAGAAAUUCUAAAAUUGUUUCCCAAUGGCAAGAAUGUAACCUAUGUCUUGCUUCCAUCUAUGUCAUUCCUCUCGGAAUAUGUCAUGCUGUGCUUGUCCAAGACUAGACCCUGAAAAGUGUGCUACAGUUUCUCGUGAUUCUUUUGCAGCUGGAAACAUUGGAUUGAAAGAGCCAUAGCAAAGUGAGGCAGCAGUAGACAAUACCUCCUGCUUAAAGAUAGGCAGAACUGGGGACAAAUUGUAUUGGAUUCUUAAAGGCAAAGUCAGAGAAUCCUAACGUGUUAGACCUGGGAGAGACUACAGGUUUGCACCAUCCCAUUAAAUAUACAUGGUGGAGAGCACCACUGUGUCCCAAGGGAUGGGGGCCCUGUGUUAAAUCAGAUGUGUCCUAGAGGACAUUGGGGUAUUGCACAUUACUGCUGAAUCUGAAAAUUAGUGUCUUUCCUUGAGCCAAACGGGAACAUGCCCCCGCACAUUUUUUAUAUCCUAAGUGUAUUCAGUGUGUCACCUUUAAAGGCAGAUUUUCGGAGAGCUGUUGUUACUUACUGGAUGUUUUCCAUGUUAGUGGAAGAACCAGGAUCUUCAUUCCUCUGAUUUAAUUACUGGGUGGCAUUUUCUCAUGGAAAACAAAACAGCAGUCACAGACAUUGGCAAGGUUUGGAUGACCUGGGUUGGAUAUGUCCCUGGAUAUCACAAGUUCAUCAGAAGGCAAAUUAUUGCUGAUUGGGGACAUUCGGUACAUGGUUUGCUCAUGAUCUGCUUAAGAAAUUAGGAAAACGUUACUUAGUUAUGACCCUUUUCGCCUUCAGCCUUUUGAUUAGUGCAAGUAGGAAUUCAGAGAAGGAUCUCUGCUUUAAAGGUAACAGAGCCUUGGGGAAAAUCACCAGAGCAGAGAAGUUGCUGUUCUUACAGCUGGGCUUGGCUGCUUUUCCUUUGCUUCUUUGUAUUUUUAGUAAAUGACCCACUGACUUUGUGACCUUUGAAGACACGCUUUCUUAUUCAUGGCUUGAAGCUUCGCCUGGAAGAUCUGUACUUGUGAACAGUCUCUUGUGUGCCUCUGUUGCAUUUGUCUGGAUUGCUAGGCAGUUCCUUAAGUGCAUGAUCCUGCAGUUUCUGUAUGUUUCGAAGUUGUAAAAGGCAGUUUCUUGGGGGAUAGUACGGACAGGACUCAGGUAACCCCGUUUAUCAUCUUAGUGACAUACAAGUGCUCUGCCUUCCCUGUUUUCUCAUUUCUUUGGCUAACACUUUGCUGGAGGAAUCAUUUUGUACUCAAGUAAAGUGAAUGCUGAAGACAGAAGAUUUUGAUGACACACCACUGAAUUUCUUUGUUUGGAAUACACGUUAUGAACCCUUUCUGGAGCAUGUCUACAAGCUCUGUACGCAAACGAUCUGAAGGUGAAGAGAAGACAUUAACAGGGGACGUGAAAACCAGUCCUCCACGAAGUGCACCAAAGAAACAGCUGCCUUCUAUUCCCAAGAAUGCUUUGCCCAUAACUAAGCCUACAUCUCCUGCCCCAGCAGCACAGUCAACAAAUGGCACGCAUGCAUCCUAUGGACCCUUCUACCUGGAAUACUCGCUUCUUGCAGAAUUUACCUUGGUUGUGAAGCAGAAGCUACCGGGUGUCUAUGUGCAGCCAUCUUACCGCUCUGCAUUAAUGUGGUUUGGAGUAAUAUUCAUACGGCAUGGACUUUACCAAGAUGGCGUAUUUAAGUUCACGGUUUACAUCCCUGAUAACUAUCCAGAUGGUGACUGUCCACGUUUGGUGUUUGAUAUUCCCGUCUUUCACCCGCUAGUUGAUCCCACCUCAGGUGAGCUGGAUGUGAAGAGAGCAUUUGCAAAAUGGAGGCGGAACCAUAAUCAUAUUUGGCAGGUAUUAAUGUAUGCAAGGAGAGUUUUCUAUAAGAUUGAUACAGCAAGCCCCCUGAACCCAGAGGCUGCAGUACUGUAUGAAAAAGAUAUUCAGCUUUUUAAAAGUAAAGUUGUUGACAGCGUUAAGGUGUGCACUGCUCGUUUGUUUGACCAGCCUAAAAUAGAAGACCCCUAUGCAAUUAGCUUUUCUCCAUGGAAUCCUUCUGUACAUGAUGAAGCCAGAGAAAAGAUGCUGACUCAGAAAAAGAAGCCUGAGGAACAGCACAAUAAAAGUGUUCAUGUUGCUGGCCUGUCAUGGGUAAAGCCUGGCUCAGUACAGCCUUUCAGUAAAGAAGAGAAAACAGUGGCGACUUAAGAGAUGGUGAAUCUGGUGCACCAUGCACUUUCCUGCUGGACUCUGGCCUAGUUCAAGCUGACCAAUGGCAGAGGACUGCCUCAAGAGUAAAGCUGUGUGAACGAUGACUGACUGCCAGUGUUUUCCAUCUAUGCAUAGGUUCUAACAGCAGGUUUUGGAAACCUCUCUCUAAGUAAUGCGUUACUUCUGUCAGAAGUGUCUUAGGGUGGUUAUCUAGUUCAGUACUCCAAAUUAUUGGGGACCUUGAGGCUUAAGUAUUUUUCUGAAUAUAAUGCUAAAGGUAAGUUGCAUUCAUUUAAACUAAUAGAGCAGACAGAAUUCAGCACUACUUAAUAGUUUGUAAAUCAGUGGUUUCAGUUGUAUAUAUGUUGGGAAAUGGCGAGAUAUAGAGAGAGCAGGUUCCAUAGCUCAGCACUUUUAAGUGGAAGAUCAUUUGAAUCUCAAGUCUUCAGCCUGCACUGAUUUAUAGCCUGCACUGUCUUACUGAUUUAUAAACUGAAAUCACUGAGAAAUGUCUUUAGUUGAGUGAGAAGAAACCAGAACACUUGUUCCUAGUGUUGUGUUGUUUUUUAAACAAAUUACUCACUGUAUUUUUAUGGCAGGAGGAAGAAAAAGUGUUAAAAUGGUUUCUAAUGAAGUCAGAUAUUUAAAUGACGAAUGACUAAUGUGUUUAGUAGAGACAAAAUAAACCAAUAAAUGAUUGUUCUUUGCCAUUUAUGCAAGAAACUACCCUUUUCUCAAUAUAACCAAACAAAAGCUAAUUUAUAAAUGCUUUAUUGAAAAAUACACUUAUCUUCAUAUAAAAUUACAGUAGCAGUAAGUAUCUUGAGAGGUUUUAUAAAUAUUUUUGCAGAACACUAUUCUAAUUGAACAGUGUUAAGUUCCAUAUUUUUCUCAGAGCAAUAUGAAGUUACCUAGUAACUUUGUUUAUACUGAUUCAAUUUACAAUUGAAUUUUCUCCCUAAUAAGAUUAUUAAUUUGACUUGAAAACUGCUGGAACAAUAGUGAUUAAUAAAGGUAUGUAUAGAUAAUUCAA